Messenger RNA from Prorocentrum cordatum, 1257 nucleotides. The record is from the annotation of a GenBank genome assembly. NCBI's taxonomy places the organism in Eukaryota, Dinophyceae, Prorocentrales, Prorocentraceae.
UCUCAGCUCCCAAGCCUGCCUACACAAUGCUCAAGGAGGCCACGGCGGAGUGCUCGCGCAAGCAGGAGGUGCUGGACAAAGCAGCUCGUGCUGUCGAGUACGAGCGCGUGGGCAAGACUCCCGACAAGGCGCCUGAGGGUAUCACGUUUGCCGUGGACCCUGCCCUGUUCGAGUCCCUCGGCGAGUUGGAGCCGACCGAUAAGACGGCGCCCGAGACCUUCCAGAAACAGCUGGAGGACAUCUCGAGGCAAGCGACCGAGAAGCAGAAGGAGUGCCAGGCGCUCCUCGACCAGGCGAAGAGCGCACACAAGGAGGCUGCCACCAACCGGCUUCGCCGUGGUGAGGGAGGUGCCGCGGUCCGCGGCGAAGGGGACUCUGGCGCACCCCCGCCCACCGAGGCGGGCGGCGCAGCUUCGGCUUCCUCGGCCGCGGCUGCGGGCCAGGGUCCCAGCGCCUCUGCGGCGAUUCCUGAGUCUGCGCGGAAGGACAUGCGCGCCAAGUUCGUCACCAACACGGAGACCCAGGAUGCCUCGAUGUCCAUCUUGUUCGGCCACAUCACUGAGUGGGGGCCGCAGGCUGCGCGAUUCUUGUCCCAGGAGUCGGAGUGCAGCGCCGUGGCUUUCUGCGAGACACACAAGGGUAAGCCGGACAUGCCUGACAUCUGCGCAGGUUUGGACACGGACGGCUGGAGGCUUGCUCACACUGCGGCUCACCCGUCGGGCAAGUCGGAGAGCGGGCUUUCUUGUGGAGAGUGGAUUCUGACGAAGAAGCAUAUUGCAGCGACGAGCUUUGAGAGUGCACGUCGCGCUUCUCUGGAUGCUGGCAGGUUGCCGCCGAUUGUGUUGCGCGCCAAGGCUGGCAACUUUGUGCUGAUCUCUGCGUACCUUCAGCCAGGACUGGGAGUGAAAGGUUGGAAUAGCGACGUGCAUGUGGCGUUGGACGCCUUUGUGCGCUCUCUGGCUGGCCCGCGCCUGAUCUUGGCGGACUGGGAUAUCGAGCCCGCCCCAUUUGCUGCCGCCGGUUUUCCCGAGCGCCUCGGCACUCGGAUCGUCGCUCCCUCGUGCAGUGCGACGUGCGACAGAGGCAUUGGACGCACGUAUGUCUAUGGCCUUGUCGGACGAGGUUUUCCUGAUCUGAGCUUGAGCCCUGAAGUGUCGGUGCCUUGGAAGACGCACUGCGGGGUCAACGUCUGCGUGAAGGCGGCUCGCGCGCAGUGCUGGUACCGUCACCUCGUCUUGCCGCAGCCGCUUCCGACUG